AUGAUCAGAGGGAGGCCAGAUGAUCUGCACAACACGCAUGCCACUGUUUCUCAUCCGCAAAGGCAGCAUCGGAGCAUUCUCCCCAGCCCCGUUCCCCCCGACUUGCCCGAUCGUUUCCGGAUGUUUCGCAGGUGUGAGUGGGAGGUCCUGGAGCGAUCCCUCAAUAUACUCCAGGCCAGCGACUUCUACUGGGGCCCCUUGUCUGUGGGGGAGGCUCACGCCAAGCUCCAACGGGAGCCCGUCGGCACCUACUUGGUGCGGGACAGCUCACAGGGGAACUGCUUGUUCAGCCUGAGCGUGCGGAUGCCGACGGGACCUGUCAGCCUUCGGAUCUCUUUCCAGGAGGGCUAUUUCCGCCUGAAGAACUGGUUUUCAGACUGCGUGGUCCAGCUGCUGGAGCUGGUGGUGGCAGGGACCCGGAACAACCCCUUGCACUUUGCUGAGAUGGGGGGAACCCCCCUGGUCUUCUCCGAGCCCCUGUGCCGGAGCCGCCGGGCAGUGCCCACGCUACGAGAACUGUGCUGCCGGAGCCUGCCCGCUGGUGCCGCGACGGGGGACGGAGCAGGGCUGGGGGGCUCCUUGGGGAUGCGCCCAAGGGAGGAGGUGGUCUCACCCACAGGCAGAAGGGGAGGGUCGGAGGGGAGCAUCGUCCCCAGCCCCUCUCCGUCCUGGGCUGGGAGAUGA
Molecule: messenger RNA, 684 nt
Organism: Pelecanus crispus (Dalmatian pelican)
Lineage: Eukaryota; Metazoa; Chordata; Aves; Pelecaniformes; Pelecanidae
Product: suppressor of cytokine signaling 1
Biological process (GO): phosphatidylinositol phosphate biosynthetic process
Cellular component (GO): phosphatidylinositol 3-kinase complex
Molecular function (GO): 1-phosphatidylinositol-3-kinase regulator activity
Source: RefSeq, a predicted model, not a curated record